CGAUUUUCCUCUUCAUGCAUCAUGAAAUACAAUAGGGGCAUACUACUGCCCGCCCUGCUGGGCCUCGCGUCGCUUGCGACGGCGAAGAAGGGCGAGCCGCUCGUCUCAGAGCAGGCCUUCGACAGCCAACUGGUCGAGGUCAUGUAUUUCGACGAUUCUGAUGUCGCGUUGGCUGCCGAGCUGGACACGCUUCAGGUUUGGAAGUCUACGGACGCUGGCAAGAAGUGGAAGAAGCAGGACGACAUGAAAACGUUGGGAAUCAGGAUGAAUCCCUUCGAUAGCAACGUGGCCGUAGUGCUGGGCGAGACAAAACACUACAUCACGUACGAUCGGGGAGAGAAGUGGAGAUCGUUUGAGACAGAAUAUCCGCCGUCUAUUGGGCAACAACAAAUUAGUUUCCAUGCGAAAGACAACAAGAAGAUAUUGUAUCAUACCAUCGAGGACUGUUUCCUCGCCCCAUGCCUUGGACAGACGCUCUAUACCACGGAUGGUUUCAAGACCGAUCCCAAAGCCUUCAUCAACGACCGCAAAAUGUGCGCAUGGGCCAAGAGUUCCGAACUUCUCUUGCCAGACGACGAUAAGCUCGACGACCGUGUCAUUUGCAUAGCCAAGGGAAAAUACUCAUACAAGGAAAAGGACUUCAGACUGCUGAUCACGGACGAUUUUUUUCAGAGUGAGGACGAGCCUGUCAUGUCCUCCGGGCGCACCGUUCAAGGCAUGACGAACAUGGCGCCAGUCAAGGGUCAUUUCGUUGUCGCCGCCAAAUCUGAUCACUCCAACGAGCUCGCGCUUUAUGUUACAGACGAUACGAAGACGUGGCACCACGCCGAGUUCGAUGGGGGCAAGCUUGAAGAAGAUGCCUAUACGAUUCUAGAAUCCACGAACUACAGCAUUCAGGUUGACGUUGUAACUUCCAAAUUCGCUUUGACCGGGUCCUUGUACACGAGUAAUUCCAACGGCACGUACUAUACCAAAAACAUCGACAAUACGAAUCGCAAUGAGCAUGGGCUUGUUGACUUUGAGAAGAUUGCCGGCAUACAAGGCAUCGUCAUGGUCAACACAGUCCAGAACCCCGAAGAGGCCAUACGCCCUACCGUGGACAAGAAACUAAAGAGCAAGGUCAGUUUUGACGACGGACGGACUUUCGAGCCGUUGAAAGUCAAGGGCAAAGACGAAGAGCUUCAUCUACACUCCGUCACGAACAUGCACAACAGCGGCCGGGUGUUCUCGAGUCCCGCACCCGGUAUUGUUAUGGGUGUGGGAAAUACCGGAGAAUUCCUCAACAAAUACACUGACGGCGAUCUCUGGGUUUCGGAUGAUGCCGGGCUGACGUGGGAGCGUGCUCUUGAGGAAGCUCAAAAGUACGAAUUUGGUGACCAAGGAGGAGUUCUCGUGGCUGUCUAUGAUGAAGGUGAGACUGAUACAAUCAUGUACUCACUCAAACAUGGGCGCAAGGGUACUUGGAAAGAGAUCAAGCUGGACUACAAAUUCCGUGCCCGCGAGUUGACGACCGUUCCGGAUUCGACCAGUCUCAAGUUCAUGCUUUAUGCAGUCAAGGCCGAGAGGGUUGAGAAGAAGGAUUUGAUGAUACAUCUCGACUUCUCGGAGAUGCAUGAGCGUACAUGUGAAGACAAGGAUUUCGAGGACUGGGCAGCACGAAAAGAUGAGAAUGGCGACGCCAUGUGCAUCAUGGGUCACAAGCAGAUCUUUCGUCGACGCAAAUGGGAUGCCGAGUGUUUUGUCUCGCAAGAGUUCAAGGAUCCCGUUCCCAAAUUCGAGCCGUGCGACUGUGACAAAUUCCGCGACUACGAAUGCGAAUACAACUUCGUCCCCAACGGUAAAUUGGGUGAGGAGAAGGAGUGCGAAGCGUCUUCUGCCCUGAAGCUUCCGGACGGUGCUUGUCAAGGAGACGCCAAAACGUACAAGGGUAAAUCUGGGUGGAGAAAGAUCCCAGGCAACCAGUGCAAAGGCUCCACAGAGAGGGAUGAGGAGGUCGAGCGCAGUUGCGACGAGAAGCCCACGAAACCACCCAACAACAAUGAGAUCACCAAAGAAAUCACCAAAUUCAAGGGCUCUAAUUUCUUGGAGCAUUAUUAUCUUGAGCGACCUAAUCAAGGCGAGGACAAUGAGGAGAAAGGCAAAAGACCCGCCGAUGAGACGAUCGUCAUGCUCACCAGUGAAGGCGAGGCGUACCAUACCCAUGACCACGGCAAGAAAUGGCAAAAGUCUUUAGACGAUCGAAUUGUUGCAAUCUACCCCCAUCAGUACAACAACGAUCAAGUGUACUGGCUUACAGCAACGAAGAAGGUGUAUUACUCUUUGGAUCGAGCUCUACCUCGGACCAUCCACAGUUUUGAAGCCCUUCAGAUGCCCAACGAGCAGGGCGCUCAGAUCUUGCAAUUUCAUCCUAAAGAGCACAAUUGGCUCAUCUGGAUUGGGGGUGAGCACUGCGAGAAAUCAAAAGAGGGCGAUUGCCAUACCGUCGCAUCUGUCUCCCAAAAAGGUGGUGUUGAGGGAAGUUGGGAACCACUACUUCCAUACGUCAGCAAGUGCGCAUUUGUCUGGCGCGUGGCUGGUCGGCACGUCGACGAUAAGGAAGUCUUCUGUGAACAGCACACAAAUGAAGACAUGAAGGCUCCCCUCGAGUUGGCCUCCAGCAAAGACUUCUUCAAAACCAAGGAUGUCAAGUUCAAGUCUGUCAUUGCCUUUGCGACCAUGGCCGAGUUCAUUGUUGCUGCUACCAAGGGUGACGAGGGUAACGAGCUGAAACUGCACGCCAGCCUUGAUGCCGAGACAUUUGCUGAUGCCAGAUUCCCGCGCAACUUCGACGUAGAUCAUACGACAGCCUAUACUGUCCUGGACAGCUCAACUCAUUCCGUUUUCCUACAUGUCACUGUUAAUGGAGUGAGGGACCGUGAAUAUGGUUCGAUCUUGAAGAGCAACAGCAAUGGCACCUCAUACGUUGUAAGCUUGAAUCACGUCAACCGGAACUUUGAUGGCUACGUGGAUUUUGAGAAGAUGCAAGGCAUUGAGGGUGUUGCCAUGGCCACUGUGGUGACUAAUAUCGAGGAUGUCGAAAAAGGUCGCGCAGGGAAGAAUAAACAAACUCGCAUCACGCAUAACGACGGCGCAGACUGGGAACCGCUCCAGGCACCCCAGGCAGAUUCUGAAGGCAAGGCUUACAGUUGCGAUGUGUCAAACAAGGAAAAGUGCGCACUGCACCUUCAUGGCUACACAGAGCGGCCAGAUCCACGCGAAAGCUUCUCUUCUCCAACUGCUGUGGGCAUUUUCAUGGGCGUCGGCAACGUCGGCGACAAGCUCACUACCAUCGGCGAAGCCAGCACAUUCAUCACCACUGACGGAGGUCUUAACUGGAAAGAGGCCAAGAAGGGUACCUAUGCCUGGGAAUUCGGCGACCAAGGAUCCGUACUCGUGCUGGUGCGACGAGGCAAGGAUACUAAUCACCUCUUUUAUACGCUUGAUCUUGGGGAGACGUGGGAUGAAUACCAGUUUGUCGAUCAUGCCAUCCGCGUUAGCUCCAUCACAACGGUCCCGAGCGACACUUCGCUCAAUUUCCUGAUUUGGGGCAAAGACGGCUCGGAGCUCGUGGCUGUCAAUGUCGACUUUUCCGGUCUCAAUCAAUUCCAGAGGAAGUGCGAUUUGGAUGAGAACAACCCUACUGCAGGCGACUUUGACCUGUGGACUCCACAGCAUCCCAUGAAGAAAGAAGAGCCCGAGUGCCUCUUCGGACACGUCGCACAGUACCACCGCAAGCGUUCCAAUGCCGAAUGCCACAGCGGCCAACGCAUCGAUCAUCUUCACUCGAUUGCACGCAACUGCAGCUGCACCAGGCUGGACUUUGAAUGUGACUUCAACUACGAACGCAUGCCCAGCGGCGAAUGCCGCAAGAUCGAAGGCCUCGAAGAUCCCCCGGACGAUGCCGUCUGCGCAGAUGGUGCAGAGGAGUACUGGGAGAUUACAGGGUACCGCAAGAUCCCCAUCUCAACGUGCGAAGGCGGACAAGAAUUCGACCACACCAAACGUGUGCACCCGUGCCCUGGCCACGAAGAAGAAUUCGAGCGCAAACACGGCGUCUCGGGCUUCGUCAUCUUCCUCGCCGUCGUGCUGCCGUUCGCCGCCGCCGCGGGUAUUGGAUAUUACGUGUACCGCCAUUGGGACGGCAAGUUUGGUCGCAUCCGUCUCGGCGAGAGCGGAUUCGGCGGGUCUCGUGGUGCUGCAUUCGACUCUGACGCUCCUUGGAUCAAGUACCCCGUUGCUGCGAUUUCGGGCAUCGUCGCUGUUGUUGCGGCCAUCCCCUUGUUGGUCGGCAGUCUAUGGCGGAUGGUUAGUGGACGCGGCGGCGGUGGUGCUGGGUUUGGUGGAAGGAGGUACACGAGUCGUAGCUCUUUUGCGAGGGGCAGAGGAGAUUACGCGGUUGUGGAUCCGGAUGAGGGGGAGUUGUUGGGAGAGGACAGCGAUGACGAGGUGUGA
This is a messenger RNA of Periconia digitata, 4491 nucleotides long. The record is from the annotation of a GenBank genome assembly. NCBI's taxonomy places the organism in Eukaryota, Fungi, Ascomycota, Dothideomycetes, Pleosporales, Periconiaceae.